Molecule: messenger RNA, 448 nt
Organism: Branchiostoma belcheri (Belcher's lancelet)
Lineage: Eukaryota; Metazoa; Chordata; Leptocardii; Amphioxiformes; Branchiostomatidae
Exons: 2
Coding region: 11-448 (145 amino acids)
Source: RefSeq, a predicted model, not a curated record
UUCCUCCAAGAUGGCGAGUGUGUUACUGCUCGCUGCCUUCCUUCUGUGCUGCAGCUUCCCUGUCGGAGCCCAGGACGUCAGGACCUACUGUCCCGGGUCCUGUCUGCGGGAGUAUGUAGACAAGGGCUACUGUGCCUACACCUAUGUGGUUCAGCCCGGGUCCCGUACAGGGGGCUGUUCACCACCUGUCCAGCUCGCCGAGGCGAAGGAGGAAACGGGCUGCAUGAAAAAUCAAGUGGAUCGAAUUUUGUCCCUGGUGGAAACCUUUCUUAGCCAGCAAUCCAACCUCACACAGGAGCUACAUGAACAGAAGACCCAGAUAGAUGGCUUGUCCAACCAACUGUCAGAGGAAAGAGCCAGGACUGCACAGCUUGGACGGGACCUACAAGAACAAGAGACCAGGGUACAGAAUCUGACACGGGACCUACAAGACCUUCUACGAGCUUGA